This is a messenger RNA of Quercus lobata, 1038 nucleotides long. RefSeq lists its product as uncharacterized. Gene Ontology annotation, biological process: mitochondrial translation. Bases 436 to 708 code for a protein of 90 amino acids. Gene Ontology annotation, molecular function: structural constituent of ribosome. NCBI's taxonomy places the organism in Eukaryota, Viridiplantae, Streptophyta, Magnoliopsida, Fagales, Fagaceae. The transcript has 3 exons. The record is from RefSeq and is a predicted model, not a curated record.
ACUCUACUCCCCCUCCCUCCCCCUCAAUCCAAACGGACCAUAAAGAAACCCAUAUGCAACCUGAAUUUCAUAGGAGAGGAAGGGAAAAGGGGAAAGAGAAUCAUGAAAUGAGGUGAUCGAUAUGCAAUUUGGCAAAGGCAAGGGUGAUCACAAGUUGACUGGGUUCAGUAUGAUGGCCACCCUGUCACUCAACCAUGUCGAUUAGGGAAGAAAGAAACCCAUUGCCAACCGAUGCAAAUCUACUUACCAACCAUCUGACCAGAUUAGGCGAUUCCAUCAAUUUGGGUAGAGAUCAAUGUCAAGGCCAGCAAUCCAAGCCAAUCUCUGCAAGAUCUAAUGAAGAUGGAGUUGAUCUUCAUCAAAUCUAAUGGACAUCAAGAAGAGAGACUGGCAACUAGCAAGGGGUGAUGCUGGUGAGGUUGAGGUUUAGAAGGGAUGAAAACAGGCAAGUUUAAGUAUAGGAUAAUGGGUCGGAAAGCUGGUUCGCUUUAUAUUAACCCAAAGAAAUUUAGCUCUCUUCACAAACCUUGCAUGAAGGAAAUGAUUGCAUUUCUCAACUGCUUGGCUGUCAACAACAACAGUAAUGAUAAGUGCGUCCGGCAGAAGGAACUUUUGAGUGUCUGUAUGGACUCUCAGGCAACCAAUAAAAGAAAGUCUUGGGGAAGCAUUAAUUACCACCUGCAGAGGCUUAGCAGAGGAAGAAAGUAGUUUGGGCUUAUAGAGAAAGAAUGUUUUAUUAGUGUCUCAUCCUUCAAGUUCAGUUGCAGAGCCUUAGCAUGGGAACUAUUUUGGUUGGACCAGAAAAAGUUUAGAAAUCAUUUCCCAAUUUGAAUUGAAUGCAUCCGAUGAAAACAUCUAUUGUAGUUUAUGUUAAUUCUUGUUGCAGUGAAGAAUUUUACAGCAACUCUACAUUCGGUAGAAUGAAAUUAGACAAGAAAGGCAUCAGAGUUAUUUCUUUACCAUACUACUCAAAGCUUUGACAUGUUACUCAUUGAUAAGUGAUGACCUAUUUUAUUUUUAUCUGCUCACAUUUGUCAA